This is a messenger RNA of Sungouiella intermedia, 3198 nucleotides long. The record is from the annotation of a GenBank genome assembly. NCBI's taxonomy places the organism in Eukaryota, Fungi, Ascomycota, Pichiomycetes, Serinales, Metschnikowiaceae.
AUGGCAGAUCGAAGAAAAAAGAAAGCUGAAACUCCCGAGUAUAGCGACUCAGACUCCGAUCAACCACAGUCUGAUAUCGAAGUCGACGUUGACGAAUCGGACGUUGACCUGGCCAGAGUAGAACGAUUUCUCUUGAACUGUGAUCCCAAAGUUGCCAGAGAAAACGAUGUGGAUGACUCCACCAUUCGGUUCAAAUACCUUUUGGGACUCACAGACAUUUUUCGUUACUUUAUCGACAUCAACAUGUCCAAGGACGCCAAAUUCAAGAAGUUGAUCCGUCUGAUUGAUGGAAAGAUCAGUUUCAAGCAGCCUAAGAAAAAACUGACUCGAGGAAGAAGAAAAACAGAAAAGGAGGAGGAUGCAGAACUUCUCGAAGAUGAGGAACACAUUGGUGAUGUUGAACAGCAGCGAACAGUGCUCACUGAGUCUCCGCUGUAUGUUCAAAGUGGCCAGUUGCGUGAGUAUCAAAUCCAGGGUCUUAACUGGCUCAUCCAGCUAUACGAGAACCGCCUCAGUGGUAUUUUGGCAGAUGAAAUGGGUUUGGGAAAGACUUUACAAACUAUCUCCUUCUUGGGAUACUUGCGUUAUAUCAAGAAUGUCGAUGGCCCAUUCAUUGUGAUUGUUCCCAAGUCUACGCUUGACAACUGGCGGCGUGAGUUCCAGAAAUGGACACCCGAAGUUGAUGUUGUGGUUUUACAGGGUAAUAAGGAAUCUCGUCAAGAGAUUAUUCGGUCCCGGUUGCUUACUGCCAAGUUUGACGUUUUGAUCACGUCCUUUGAGAUGGUGAUCAGGGAAAAAUCCCAGUUGAAGAAGUUCCGCUGGCAGUACAUCGUGGUAGAUGAGGCCCACCGUAUCAAGAACGAGGACAGUUCGCUUUCGCAGAUUAUCCGGUUGUUUUACUCCAAAAACAGGCUUCUCAUCACCGGCACUCCGUUGCAGAACAACUUGCACGAGCUUUGGGCACUUCUUAAUUUCAUUUUGCCUGAUGUGUUCGGUGACUCGAACGUUUUCGAUGAAUGGUUCGACAGUCAGGCCGAUAAGGACAAAAACCAGGACCAGGUGGUUCUGCAGCUUCAUAAGGUCUUGAGUCCGUUCCUCUUAAGAAGAGUCAAAGCAGAUGUUGAAACAUCCUUGUUGCCUAAAAUUGAGACAAACAUUUACACAGGUAUGACCGAUAUGCAAGUGGACUGGUACAAGAAGUUAUUGGAGAAAGAUAUUGACGCAGUCAACGGUGUGGUGGGCAAGAGAGAAGGAAAGACUAGACUUCUAAACAUUGUGAUGCAAUUGAGAAAGUGUUGCAACCAUCCAUAUUUGUUCGAUGGUGCCGAACCGGGCCCUCCUUAUACCACCGAUGAACAUUUGGUAUUCAACUCAGGAAAGAUGAUCAUUCUAGAUAAGAUGCUCAAGAAGUUCAAGGCUGCGGGAUCCAGAGUGUUGAUUUUUUCUCAAAUGUCGAGAUUGCUCGAUAUUUUGGAAGAUUACUGUUUUUUCCGUGACUACAAUUAUUGCCGUAUCGAUGGUUCGACCUCUCAUGAAGACAGAAUUGAAGCAAUUGACGACUACAACGCUCCAGAUUCCGAUAAAUUCAUUUUCCUAUUGACCACAAGAGCUGGAGGUUUGGGAAUUAACUUAACCACCGCCGACGUUGUUAUUCUUUAUGAUUCUGAUUGGAAUCCGCAAGCAGAUUUGCAAGCAAUGGACAGAGCUCAUAGAAUUGGACAGAAAAAGCAGGUUCAGGUUUUUAGAUUUGUCACUGAGAAUGCUAUCGAAGAGAAAGUUUUAGAUCGUGCUGCUCAAAAAUUAAGAUUGGAUCAGCUUGUCAUCCAACAAGGAAGACAAUCCACUGCAAGUAUAGGAAAUUCUGCUGAUGACUUGUUAGGAAUGAUCCAACAUGGUGCCAAGGCUGUUUUCGAAGCCAAGAACUCUAAUUCAAUGCUUGAUGAUGACAUUGAUGCUAUUCUCGCUAGAGGUCGCGAGAAAACUGCUUCUUUAAAUGCGAAGUUUAACAAGUUAGGACUUGAUGAUCUUCAAAACUUCACAUCUGACGCAUCAGUAUACGAGUGGAAUGGUCAGAACUUCGCAAAACGUGAAAACGAGGGGUUGGGACUUACUUGGAUUCACCCUUCCAAGCGUGAAAGGAAGGAACAGAUCUAUUCCGUGGACAAUUACUAUAAAGACAUGUUGAAAGCUCCUUCAGCGACAGGAAAACUGAGUGCACCAGUCAAAAUCAAACAACCUAAGGUGUACCAUCCUCAGGAUCAUCAGUUUUUCCCACCGGAGUUGAUUGAGUUGCUCAAUAGAGAGCAACUUGCCUACAAGAAAGAAGUUGGUUACGCUUACUCGCUUGAUGACUUCGGAGAUAGUGACGAAGAGUUUCUAAGUGAUGACUACAAGGAAGAUAUGUCCAGAGAAGAAAAACUUAAACUUGAGCAGGAGAAGAUUAAGAGUGUUGUACCCCUUUCUGAAGAGGAAUAUAAAUUAAAGGAGGAUUUGCUCAACGAAAGUUUUCAUACUUGGUCAAGACGUGAUUUCACCACCUUCAUCCACAGUUGUGCCAAAUUUGGAAGGAACGCGUACAAGGAGGUUGCCAAGGCACUUGGGCAAGAUGUUCUGGAAGUUGAGAGAUAUAGUAAGAAAUUCUGGGAAUCUUACAAAGAAAUUGAGGGUUAUGAAAAGUACAUUGCUCAAAUUGAAGCAAGUGAAAGAAAGGUCGCCAAGCUCGAAAACCAGCAAGCAUUAUUGGCUUCGAAGAUUGAAGCUCUCGAUGACCCACUUGAAGAUCUCAAGAUUCAGUAUCCUCCGAAUAACUCGAAGCGUAUUUAUUCCAAGCUUGAAGACCGCUUUAUCAUGUGCUGUGUUCAUAAGUAUGGAAUCUUCAGCGAGAAGCUAGGCGAGAAAAUCAAGCAGGAAAUCACGCAAAGUGAUCUCUUCAAAUUUGAUUGGUAUAUUACGUCGAGAACUCCACAAGAAAUCAGUCGAAGGGUCAACACGUUAAUGCUUGCUCUUGCGAAGGAGUCCGAUUCUGGAACAACUCGUAAACGUGGCAGACAACCAAAUGGGGUUUCCAGUGGUCGGGUUGGUUCUGUUGAACCAAGCACAGCUGAAGCUACUCCAGAUCCAGUUGCCAACGGACUGACUGAAGGAAAAGGGAAAAGAUCAAGUGGGUUGGGUAAGGGAGCUAAAAAGAUAAAGAUUUAA